CUGUGUCCCAGGAGAUCUGUUCCAUACAGGCCCUGGUGGACCGCUCGCGCUCGCGGCAAUUUGAAGCCGCUUAUAAUUUAAGGACAAUCAUCUCAUAAUGGCAACAUUACAGCAAAGACCGCCGAGAUCAGCGCUCCCUGGCAGAGAAAUCCGGCCAUUUCCUGCAAGAAAUCCGUCUUAUAGAGCGCUCAGCAUUAUAGAUGCAUACAACACUGAUGAAUUGCCACCGCCGCUUCUUGAGAACGAGGAAAACCCUCCAGCCGUGCUACAGAGCAUUCAAAGACUUCACAGCAAACAUGAGACAUUGAAUGAAUCUUACGCGUCCAGCUUUGACAUCGACGAAGCUUACGGGUCUGGAGAGGCUGAUCUGAACGAAGACGAGAUGGGCGACGUCAUCGCUCUAGAUGAGUACGACCCGUACAGGCCGAUCUCACCACCGCCGCGGACUAGCAGCAGGCAACCAAAGACGGAGGUCCGCAUGGUAAAUGAUGAAGUCAAACCUGAUGUACCACCAAAGGCCAACCAAUACCAAGAUGUCUCUGAUGCAUCCAAGGCGCCGCCUCCACCAGCAAAGGAUGUUCGGGGUCUCAACUCCCGCUCUGAGACUGCUCUGGCCAUGUUGAAUGACCCCGCGAUUCAGCCAGCUUUGCCUCCAAAGGACGAGCCAAAGCCGGGUGGCUUCCUUGCUGCGGCGUCCAAAUCGGCAUCACAGCUGAGCUUAGUCAACACACCUCGCUCUGCAAACAUAGAAAAGGCCCUCCCAGGCGUUCCGCGGAAGGAAGUUGUGAACAGUCCUGCAGUGCCCAAGAAAGACAUCGUGAACAGCCCUGCCGUACCUCAAAAGGAUGUCGUGAACACUCCGAACGCCCCUGCGAAAGAUGUUCCCGGGCCGACUGUGCCAAAGAAAGACCUUGAGGAUGGCCCGGUGCCUCCAAGGAAACAGGUUGCGAACAAUCCAAUUGAAGGUGCUUGGAUGGAGCGCAGACGGUCGAAAGCGCUUCCUGGGUUGCCGAGUAAGCCGAACGUGGAUCUGACCUCCAGAAAAGACUCCAUGAUAUUAUCAGACAAAGACGGAGAUGAGUCGGUGACGGCGAGUCCGCGGACGAAGCGAUCGGCGACAUUGUCGAGCGACUUGAAUAGUCCAAGGCCUUCGUUUGAGGAGGCCGCUGCUCGAACAAAGAAAGGCAUCACUCGCACUGGCAAGCCGGCUUCUCUUAGUCUUACCAGAAGCAACGGGUCCACGGCAGAGUCUAUCGCACAGCCAGCGUUGGAGUCACUGCGCCCGCCGGCUCGAGCUGUCUUGCCCUCGACCAAGUUGUCGCCCGUCAGUCAGCUCCUGGAGGACACGUCAUCGACAGCAACCGUGACGGCCACCGCACCUGCCCAGGACGAUCAGCCUUACGUGGCGCCGAACGCUGUGACAUCGAUCGCCCACGACAACUCUAAAGCUGCACCGGGCGAUCACCGACGCACUUCCAUAGACCACGCAUCGCUUGCGGACGACGAAUCGCCCGCAAGGCCAGACAUGCACCGUAUUAAGAACCUUGUCAAACGAAAACCUGUCGGUGCUGGCAAAGAAAACAACAACCAGCCUCCAACUUCUCCGGCCACUAAGUCAGUAACAAAGGCCGGUCCUCCGCUUCCUGCAAACCCCUACCCGGUGUCAAGACACGCACGCAAUAGCUCGUACGAUGCUACUCUUAGUCCUACUUCUAAUCAGUCGCUGGAGGCUUUCCCGCCUUUGGAGACCCAGACGUCCAGCACCACUGCCAUACUGGCGCCGGAGGCAGAGCCCGCGCAGCCUUCUACACCUCCUGUGCUGAGAUCACCGACACCACUAUCCCAGCUGGAUGUCAGUCCAAGUAAAUACGCCGCAAACAAGAAACCCGAGAGCGACCUGCGGACCGUUGAUGAAGAGCGGCAGUCUCAAGUCCUCGGUCAGGGUGCCAGCGGCCUUUUGAAGUUUUUUGCUGCCCAGAGAUCAUUGCAGGACAACUUCUCCAAAGAUACACCAAGCUCACCAAUUUUCAAUCCAAGUGCUGUUAUCGACAACGAGUCGAAAAGAGCGAGCUUUUUCCACGCUUCGCUUCUUGAACAUAUCAAAGAGCGUCCAAGCAGUUCAAAUGCGCCACAACUGAGCACGACCCAAUUGCAUUGCCAUACUGAUCAUGGUGGAAAAUGGUUCACGAGCGCCAACACGGUACAUCCUAUCAACUGUUCAGUUUGCGAUGUGGAGGGCGGGCCCAGGUUGACCUGUUCGAGUUGUGGGCUGCGCGUCUGCCAAGGUUGUUAUGAAGAUAUUAAGACCAGGGCAGAGAAUACGGGGUUUGGCAAAAGUCUGAAGGCCGCAAAGGAGGAGACGGAACGAAUGCGUGCGGAGUUCGCAGCACGCCGUGCUCGCACUAACACUGGUGUCACGGAGAGAACAGUAACACCCUCACGCCCUGGUAGCCCUGGCGUCUAUCCUACCGAAACAGACUCACCAUACGCAAAUCAACUCGGCGCCACGUCCACUCAGUCGCUACCGGGAAUCAUGCGCCCGCGUCCCAGCCAAGGUGACUUGAGAGGACAACAGUACCCUCCUUCCGCUUGGAAUCGCAUGCCUGUACCUCCCUACGGCCGUGCACCACCCCGUCGCCAGCGCCUUAGCGUGGGCAGUAUGCAAGCCCCUGAUGUACCGCCUACGCCACGCAUCCCAGACCAAUACAUAGGUGACCGAAAUUCAAAUCUUUCAAUACCUCGCAGCUCGAACGGUUCUGAAAUGGAGAUGAGAGGGCGCACUGGUCCCAGCCCUGAGCGUGGUGCUCGUUAUGGAAGUCCGAUGCGUGGACCACAGAGUUCGAGGUCAAGGAGCAGACCACGUGCUCCUAUGCCGAUAGAUUAUGACCCUAUGGCAGAGAUUCGUAGAGCCCCAACCGGGCCAUAUCCAGAUAUAAGAGGCACCGCCAUGCGGUAAGAGUUUGAAAGCAUCGACACAAGGGUGCAAUUGGAGCCAUGAUCGACGGAAGAGACGGGGAUGAACUUGUCCAAAGAAAAAAGCCUUUAGGGCAUGUUUGAGAUGUACUCGAAGCGAAAAGUAAUAUUUUGGGCCUUCGAGUUCUCACCUGCACCAGUACAGAGCUUGGGAAGAUUCCAUUCACACUGGCGAAGGAAGGUCACAUAGUAAUUGAGUUGGGAAUCGGGUGAAAUGGUCUUUGUUUAGAACGUGGCAACAAGCGAUGGUCAUUCUGGUGAUACCCUGUGUAGAAGCAUUCUGUGCCGCUUAACGAGCAUUUGAACAAAGGGAAUGAAUGGAACGAGGCAGAAACGGAAAGAACGUGCCAGGAAAAAAAGACCUGGGUAGGGAGAUUCUUGAACGAAAGUCCCACAUUUUUGUGUUCAGUUGUGCGCCUGACAGAUAAAUGGUUCAUGGCAAGGGCGUUGCAAACGGAGAUCUCAUCAAUAUCUACUGUAUCUCUAAUGCUCUGUGUUUACCUCCCUCUC
Messenger RNA from Verruconis gallopava, 3483 nucleotides. RefSeq lists its product as uncharacterized. The record is from RefSeq and is a predicted model, not a curated record. The transcript has 3 exons. Lineage: Eukaryota; Fungi; Ascomycota; Dothideomycetes; Venturiales; Sympoventuriaceae. Bases 98 to 2956 code for a protein of 952 amino acids.